Molecule: messenger RNA, 3186 nt
Organism: Echinops telfairi (small Madagascar hedgehog)
Lineage: Eukaryota; Metazoa; Chordata; Mammalia; Afrosoricida; Tenrecidae
Gene: STXBP4
Product: syntaxin binding protein 4
Exons: 17
Coding region: 219-1868 (549 amino acids)
Biological process (GO): regulation of insulin secretion involved in cellular response to glucose stimulus; insulin receptor signaling pathway
Cellular component (GO): cytoplasmic vesicle
Molecular function (GO): syntaxin binding
Source: RefSeq, a predicted model, not a curated record
GCUACGGGACGCCUCGGGCGGCGGCGCGGGAAGGCGGGCUACGGAAGCUCGGUUGCCAGAUUGCGGGCAAACUCCAUACGAAGCUCGUGGAGUACGAUGAGUCAGAGUAAUAAAGAAUCUGCAGGGACUCUCUCAAGAUAAUUGAAAAAGAUUUUCUGGAUUCUUCACCAAGAUUGUCCUUACCAGCUGUUACAUCCAAGGCUGCUGUGGUGCAAAGCAUGGAUAAAAAUACAUCUGCUGUGACAGCAUCCAGGCUCCUGGAAAAGGAUCAGGCCUUUCAGCUGAUUACAAUUGUGAAGGAAACAGGCCUUGGUCUGAAGAUCGUAGGAGGAAUUAACCGGAAUGAAGGUCCCCUGGUCUAUGUUCAAGAAAUCGUUCCCGGAGGAGACUGCUGCAAGGAUGGACGUUUGAAACCAGGCGAUCAGCUUAUCUCCAUAAACCAGGAGUCCCUGAUUGGUGUGUCAUUUGAAGAAGCAAAAAGCAUACUGACCAGAGCCGAGUUGAGAUCGGAAUCUGCUUGGGAGAUAGCAUUCAUAAGACAGAAAUCUGAUGGUGGCUAUCCAGAAAGUCCAUCACGUGUACCCACUUUACAAUCUUCAGGAGAAGGGGAGGCUCAGACCUCCACUUUUAGUCUUCUUUCUUCUCCCUCCGAAGUACUGACUCCCAAGGCUUCAUCGAUUCCCAAAACUAAAGAGGCCAUUUUACCUUUGAAGACAAGUCAGAUAAAAACCGGUUACAAGAAAACAGAACAGAUUCCAAUUACUUCAUCAGACAACAGCUCGACAAAGAUGUCUAAUACAGAUAUAGCCCCUGCCUGGGAAGAUAAUUAUGGACCACAAGAAAAGAAGAUUUACCUAAAUCCCUCUGUUCGCCUUAAGGCAGAAAAACUGGAAAUGGCCCUGCAUUAUCUUGGCAUUGAGCCCACAGAGCAGCAGCAGCAAGCCCUGAGACAACAGGUGCAAGCAGACUCAAGGGGAACAGUGUCGUUUGGAGAUUUUGUCCAGGUGGCCAGGAAUGUGUUUCGCUUGCAGUUGGAGGAUGUCAAUAUUGAUGCACAUGAAAUUUCCAACGUACUAGGUUCACAGCUUCUCCCCUGUGAUUCCUUAGAAGCAGAUGACAUGGGAAGACUUCAGCGUGAAAGAAAUACUGCUGUGGAAGAAGUGGGUAUACUUAAGGAAAAACUGUUCAAAUCAGAAAGGCAAAGGAAACAAUUGGCAGAAGAACUUCAGAGUGUGAAACAAGAAGCCAAAGCUGUGGUUGAAGAGACAAGAGCCCUACGCAGUCGGAUCCACCUCGCUGAAGCUGCCCAGAGGCAGGCGCGCGGCAUGGAAAUGGACUACGAAGAAGUAAUCCGUCUGUUAGAGGCGGAGAUUGCCGAGCUGAAGGCCCGGCUUGCUGAUUAUUCUGACCAGAAUAAAGAAACCGUUCAAGAUUUGAGAAAAAGAAUCACGGUGCUUGACUGCCAGUUGCGGAAAUCAGAAAUGGCUUGUAAAACUUUUGAGGCAUCCACUGAAAAACUUCUUCAUUUUGUAGAGGUAAAAAUUUCUGUUCCCAUUAUGCUCGAAAGAAGAGCGAUGUUAGCAUCUCAGACUUCCCUAACACAUCUGGGAAGGAGUGGACGUAAUAUCCCUGCGGCCCUGGUGCUUGAAUCUAAGGAACUUGUUAGAUCUGUUCGUGCCAUACUUGAUAUGGAUUGUCUACCUUACGGGUGGGAGGAAGCUUACACAGCAGAUGGAAUCAAGUACUUCAUCAAUCAUGUAACCCAGACCACAUCCUGGAUCCAUCCUGUGACAAGUGCCCUGAAUCUGUCAUGCUCAGAGGAGAAUGAAGAAGAUUGUUCCAGAGAACUUCCCAGCCAGAAGAGCUGAUGGAUUCCUCUAGGAAACUCGGUCUUCUGGAAUCUCCAACUCCAUGGAUGACACAUAGAACUCCACUCUGAGAUACUACCAGCCUAAAAUAGGAAUAAAGCAAAUGCCACUUAUAGACGUCAUGAAUAGGGACUCUGGAUUUAGGCUAUUUAAAAAAAAUUAUUUGAUACAACUAUAUGCAUUUAUAAGACCAAUUACUACUAGAGUAGUUCUCUUAAGAAUAAUAUAGUCAUCCUUUUUUUUGGGAAACCAUAUAAAAUUAGAUUUUAUAAUAUGUGAGAUUUCAUCAUGUGUAACUUGAUCUUUGUAAUUUUAUAUGUAGUUUCUUUAUAUGGCUAUCAGAUAUGAUGGUUUUUAUAAUUAAGAGAUUGAAAAAUUAUGUGAAGUAUACUUCAUUUUACUUGAUACAUCACUAGCCUUUUAUAUUUCUAUCUUAGGGAGGUGAUCUUAGCAAGCCUAGGGAAUUUUUUUUAAAGGAUCAUAUCUAGACAACUAUCUCACGAACUAUUAAACACUAUAUGCAUCAUUAUGGGGUUUUCUGAUUUACCAAAUGCUUUUUGAAUCCCAUUUUAUUUAAACUAUACAACAUUCCUGUGAGAGAAGUCCAGUGGGCAUUGUUUUUCUUAUUUUUCAAUUAGGGAAAUAGAAAUUCAGAGAGAUGGAGCAUCCUGGCUGGCCUGGGACUCACACCUAAGUCUUCUGAUUCCAAGUCCAGUCCUCUUUCCACUGCACCCUGCUGUCUCUGCAGAGGGAGCUCCACCCUGACGUGCAGGGCACUGUGGUUCUGUUGAUGCAGCUGGCUCCACAGCUGUGCGCCCAGUGACCACAGAGAUCCAAAGGCACCUCUUCUAUCAAACACGUCCCCCUCAUGACCCUACUAGUCCUCUCCUAUAAAUCCUCCCCCCUUAUUUGUUCUUCCUCUCCACCCCCACCCACACAGUCGCCAGGUAGGGAUAAGCUUUGAGGUGUGAUUCCAUCAGGCUUCUUUCAGGAACUUGCCUUUUUUCUGAAGUAAAGGCACUGCUCCCCUCUGGGACUUGCCCUGCUUAGGUUGCUGCUGCCAGUGCGAGUCUUUGAGGAGAGCUGCCGAGAAGAGGGGCAUUGGAUACUGUUCCACUAGCAAUAGGACUAUACCUGGACUCCCAAGCUGUGUUCAAGAAUGCCUUUGUUCAUCUGCUUUUCAUGUUUUAGACUGCUUCUGGAAGAGGCGAUCCAUUGACUUGGAACUCUAUCGAUGUUCUCUUAAAGACCUAAGCAUGAGGAUGGGAAACAAGGUAUGGGGUGGGGAGGAGGUAAUUUUAAAUGUCCUGAGCAUUGA